Rhea pennata is the source of this 1317-nucleotide messenger RNA. It is a transcript of the gene AMDHD1, whose product is annotated as amidohydrolase domain containing 1. The record is from RefSeq and is a predicted model, not a curated record. The coding region runs from base 1 to 1317 and encodes 438 amino acids. Gene Ontology annotation, molecular function: imidazolonepropionase activity. NCBI's taxonomy places the organism in Eukaryota, Metazoa, Chordata, Aves, Rheiformes, Rheidae. Gene Ontology annotation, cellular component: cytoplasm. The transcript has 9 exons.
AUGGCGGCGGCGGCGGGCGAGUACCGGCUGCUGCUGGAAAACGCCCAGCAGCUGGUGCUCGUCUGCGGCCGCGGAGAGAAGUACCUGCUGCAGGCGGGCGCGGAGCGGCUGGCCGUGCUGCGCCACGCCAGCCUGGUGGUGGGCAGAGAUGGUUAUAUAAAAGCUGUGGGCCAGGCAGAUGAUAUUCGCAAUCAGUUUUCAGGAGCAUCAUUUGAAAGCGUAAUUGACUGCUCUGGAAAGUGUGUACUACCAGGGCUUGUAGAUGCACAUACACAUCCAGUGUGGGCUGGUGACAGAGUUCAUGAGUUUGCAAUGAAGCUGGCAGGUGCUUCAUAUAUGGAAAUUCAUCAGGCUGGAGGAGGAAUACAUUUUACUGUGGAACACACUCAGAAAGCCACCGAAGAAGAGCUAUUCAAUACUUUCAAACAUCGACUGGAACGUAUGUGCCAAGCAGGAUCUACUUUGGUAGAAUGCAAGAGUGGAUAUGGCUUAAAUUUAGAAACAGAACUUAAAAUGCUCAGAGUGAUUGAACGAGCUAAGCGAUCCAUGGAUAUUGGCAUUUCAUCAACGUACUGUGGAGCUCAUUCUGUUCCAAAAGGAAAAACUGCUGCUGAAGCCACAGAUGACAUUAUCAAUAACCAUCUCCCUAAACUGAAAGAACUCAAACUAAGUGGUGAAAUACGUGUCAACAACAUAGAUGUAUUCUGUGAGAAGGGAGUCUUUGAUCUGGAUUCUACUAGAAGAAUUCUUCAAGCUGGAAAAGAUAUAGGGUUACUGAUUAACUUCCAUGGUGAUGAACUCCAUCCGAUGAAAUCUGCUGAGCUUGGAGCUGAACUAGGAGCCCAGGCUAUCAGCCACCUGGAAGAAGUUAGUGAUGAAGGUAUCACUGCAAUGGCACGAGCUAAGUGUGCAGCUGUCCUUUUACCAACCACUGCCUACAUGCUAAGACUGAAGCAGCCUCAAGCUAGGAAAAUGUUAAAAGAAGGAGUUAUAGUUGCUCUUGGCAGUGAUUUUAAUCCUAAUGCAUACUGUUUUUCAAUGCCUAUGGUGAUGCAUCUGGCCUGUGUAAACAUGAAGAUGUCAAUGAAUGAAGCACUAGCAGCUUCCACGAUUAAUGCAGCUUAUGCUCUGGGAAAAUCGGAUACACAUGGCUCCAUAGAGACUGGCAAGCAGGGGGAUCUCAUUAUCAUAAAUUCACCAAGGUGGGAACACUUGAUUUACCAGUUUGGGGGACAUCAGGCAUUGAUCAACUAUGUUAUAGUUAAAGGAAAAAUCGUGUAUAAAAAUGAGAAGUGUGGGAUAAUGAGCAGUUACUGA